Cylicocyclus nassatus is the source of this 530-nucleotide messenger RNA. The record is from the annotation of a GenBank genome assembly. Lineage: Eukaryota; Metazoa; Nematoda; Chromadorea; Rhabditida; Strongylidae.
AUGUUCCUCACCCUCGCGGCUACGCUAGUUCUACUGUCCUCGUUCAUGGAGACAGUCUCUGCUCCAACAUACAAAAGUGCAACGGAUGCUUUUAAAGAUUUGACCGAAUUUAGUGAUGCUGAAUUUGAAGAAUACAAGAAGGCCGUACUUGAACGCGGAAAAACAGCGGAAGCUCUCAAGAUGAACAAAGCUAUUGCAAACAAGAUAAAAACAAUGAACAUGAAGUUGACAAAGCUUAUGAAGCCUGCUCAAGGGUUUGCUAUCAAUAUUAUUUAUUAUGCAUUGACGGAGAUGAAGAAAAAUGGAUCGCACGCUCAAAAGCUUCAGAAAGAUUUUGAAAAACUCCGCAAGGAUAAGAAAGCAUGCGAGAACCUUCUUAGCUCGUAUCCAAAGUUGAAACUAGGAAAAUGCUGAGUUCGCCGAUAAUCCUCGAGAGGGCACUUACAAACGCGAUAACCACCUAUUUUCUGAGCUUUUGUACUGCUUAAGAAUCUUAUUGUGAUUCGAUGCAAUAAAAAUCGAAAGCUUUA